AUGGGGGAAGUUCGACCGGAUGCACUCCCACCGCGAAGCAAGAUUGCGCCGCUGCCAGUCCAGAUCUGCGGCGCCGUUGCUCUUCCGUCGCUGCAACCGUCGGCCGCCAUCUCUGUUCGCGAAGCAAGGCCGCCGCGUGAACCUGUAACCGCCGGCUGUCUCCUCCUCUCCUUUCUCCUCUGUUUUCAGCCCAGCCGCCGCCGAUUCCUUCUCCUCCGUCGUCUGCACUGCCGCGCGACUCUCCGGCCAUUUGUAUACGGUCUCUCCGUCGCACGUCAUCUCUUCGCAAAGCCACUGCUCGAUUUCUUUCGUGAAGAUUUGGGUUCGUUCUUCAUAGACUUCAACGUGGUUAAGGAGCUUAACAAAUUUGAAGGCAAAGGAAUUAUGCCGCCAAGGGAAGAAGUACGUAGAGGAGGUCGUAGAGGCCGAGGUAGAGGAGUAGUAGGGCCGAGGUAG
This is a messenger RNA of Cucumis sativus (cucumber), 456 nucleotides long. RefSeq lists its product as uncharacterized. The record is from RefSeq and is a predicted model, not a curated record. Bases 1 to 456 code for a protein of 151 amino acids. The transcript has 5 exons. NCBI's taxonomy places the organism in Eukaryota, Viridiplantae, Streptophyta, Magnoliopsida, Cucurbitales, Cucurbitaceae.